Molecule: messenger RNA, 3362 nt
Organism: Oryzias melastigma (Indian medaka)
Lineage: Eukaryota; Metazoa; Chordata; Actinopteri; Beloniformes; Adrianichthyidae
Gene: plod1a
Product: procollagen-lysine, 2-oxoglutarate 5-dioxygenase 1a
Exons: 19
Coding region: 268-2454 (728 amino acids)
Biological process (GO): peptidyl-lysine hydroxylation
Cellular component (GO): endoplasmic reticulum
Molecular function (GO): L-ascorbic acid binding; iron ion binding; procollagen-lysine 5-dioxygenase activity
Source: RefSeq, a predicted model, not a curated record
CUCCAGUGAAAGGUUACAGCAUGUGGAGGAAGUGAGUCCAGACCAGCAGAACCUCUUCAGGCCCACAGCAGACAGACGGAGUUCUGUCGGGUUCUGGUUCUGACUACGUGCAGGAGUCCAUGUCCUCCGUCUGGUCUCAGCCCACCGGUGGGCGGUGUGAGUUCCAGCCCUCCCUCCGUCCGGGGUGUUCCGGGAGGGGCGUCCAUAGAGCAGGAGGCGGCCCGCGGUCCCCCAGCCUGCAGCGGGAUUCUCCGUUAGACCUCCACCAUGAGAGCCGCUGUCUUCCUGGCGUGGUUCUGUUCUCUUCUCCUGCUGGCGGCCGGGGAGCAGCCUCGGAUCCCGGAGGAGAAACUUUUAGUUCUGACUGUCGCAACCGAAGAGACAGACGGCUUCAGGCGUUUUCUAAGGUCUGCUAGAAACUUUAACUACACCGUGAAGGUUCUCGGCAGAGGUCAGAAGUGGAGCGGCGGCGACUACACGACGGCUCCUGGGGGAGGACAGAAGGUGCGGCUGCUGAAAGAGGCCUUGCAGGAGAUGGAGAGCGAGGACCAAGUCCUCCUUUUCACUGACAGUUAUGACGCGGUUUUCGCCUCGGGCCCCAAAGAGCUCCUCCGGAAGUUCCAGCAAGCCAAGCAGCGGGUGGUGUUCUCCUCCGAGAGGCUGAUCUGGCCCGACAGGCAUCUGGAGGACAAACACCCCCACGUCCGGGAGGGGAACCGGUUCCUGGGCUCCGGGGGUUUCAUGGGUUACCUCUCCAACGUCAAGGAGAUGGUGGCAGACUGGACAGGAGAGGACGGCGACAGCGAUCAGCUGUUCUUCACCAAGAUUUACAUCGACCCCGACAAACGGAAAUCCUUCAACAUCACCGUGGACAACAAAUGCCGGCUGUUCCAGAACCUUCAUGGAGCUUUGGACGACGUGGUGCUGAAGUUUGAGGACGGACGAGUCCGAGCCAGGAAUGUCCUGUAUGACACUCUUCCAGUGUUGAUCCACGGAAACGGACCCACCAAGCUGCAGAUCAACUACCUGGGGAACUACAUUCCCAACUCGUGGACGUUUGAGACUGGAUGCACGACUUGUCAGGAGGAUCUGCGUCCACUCGCCGCUCUGAAGGACAGCGAAUACCCGCUGGUCAGCAUCGGCAUCUUCAUCCAGCAGCCCACGCCGUUUGUCUCGGUGUUCUUUGAACGCCUCCUGAAGCUCCAGUACCCCAAGAACAGACUCAAGCUGUUCGUCUAUAACCAGGAACCUCAUCAUGAGCAUCAGGUCAGCUCCUUCCUGCAGGACCAUGGAGGUCUGUAUCGGGACGUGCGGUCCGUCACGCCUGAGGAGGACAUGGACUCGGCUGGGGCGCGUGACCUGGCCUUAGACAUUUGCCGGAAGGACCAGGACUGCGAAUAUUUCUUCAACUUGGACGUUGAGGUGGUCCUAAAGAACGAGAACACUCUGAAGAUCCUCAUCGAACAAAACCUGCCGGUUGUGGCACCCAUGAUCACUCGAGCGGGCCGACUGUGGAGCAACUUCUGGGGGGCCGUCAGCGCCGACGGAUACUACGCCCGGUCGGAGGACUACGUGGACAUCGUUCAAGGACGAAGAGUGGGGGUGUGGAACGUCCCGUAUGUGUCCAACGUGUACCUGCUGAAGGCCGACCUCCUGAGAUCGGAGCUGACAGACUCUGACGUGUUCAGGUCGCAGAGCUUAGACCCCGACAUGGCGUUCUGCCAUGGCCUUCGCAGCGCGGGAGUCUUCAUGUUUGUUACCAACAUGCAGACCUUCGGCCGCAUCCUGUCUACGGAAAACUACCGGAGCUCUCACCUGCACAACGACCUGUGGCAGAUCUUUGAAAACCCAGUGGAUUGGGAGGAACGCUACAUUCAUGAGAACUACAGCCGCAUCAUGAAGGAUCAGCUGAUCGAGACGCCCUGCCCCGACGUUUACUGGUUCCCCGUGUUCUCCGACAUCGCCUGCGACCACCUGGUGGAGGAAAUGGAGCACUUUGGGAAAUGGUCGGGGGGGGGCAACGUGGACACCAGGAUCCAGGGCGGCUACGAGAACGUCCCCACCAUCGACAUCCACAUGAACCAGGUCAGCUAUGAGAAGGAGUGGCAGAAGUUCCUCCUGGAGUACGUGGCCCCCAUCACCGAGAAGAUGUACCCGGGUUACUACACCAAGGCUCAGUUCGACUUGGCCUUCGUGGUCCGGUACCGGCCCGACGAGCAGCCGUCUCUCAGGCCGCACCACGACGCCUCCACCUUCACCAUCAACAUCGCUCUGAAUCAAGCGGGUCAGGACUACGAGGGCGGCGGCUGCAGGUUCAUCCGGUACGGUUGCUCCAUCCAGGCUCCUCGGAAAGGCUGGGCUCUGAUGCACCCGGGCCGCCUCACCCACUACCACGAGGGCCUGCCCACCACCGCCGGCACGCGCUACAUCGCCGUGUCCUUCGUGGAUCCAUGAAGUCGCAGCUCUUCACUCCAGACCCAACAGGAGCUCCGAACUCGCCUCUGCUUCCAUUCACGUCUGCUGGUGAACUUCUGGACUUCUUCCCAGCCGUUUCUGAGUUCAGGUCCUGUAAAUCCUCCUGUUGAGAAUGGAUCAAACUCCAGCGGCGCUCUGUGACCCGCUCCAGCAGAGUCUCCUCGGAGGUUUCCGGUCCGUUUCUCCCUCAGGAACAGGGUUCAGGAACCCUCCUGGACUCUUCAGAGCCCGCCAAGUUCCAACCAGAACCAACUUCUUCAUGGCAUCAUGGGAAAUGUAGUUAUUUUGGAGCGGGUCCAGUUAGAUCCGUUUGUUCUGUUCUAGCUCCUGUUUAGUCUGGAUUUGGGUCUGAGUUCUGGUUCCAGCAGUUUUGUCAUGUUUUUAUCUCCAAAGCUCAUUUAUUUAUUUGGUUUUACUUGAUCUGUUCAUGUAGAGGUUGGAGUCUGCGCUUUCAGAAGCUGCAGUGUACUCAGGUCUGCUCUCACCUGAGUAAAGCAGGUGGACCCAGAGUUCUGUCUGCAGGAGAUCCAUCGGCUACAAAAACCACAGGCUGCUCUGGAGAUAUUCCAAUAGAAAAAUGUAAAACUAAACUUGUAGUGUUAAUACCUCACUGUUAUCUAAAGCUUCUGGAGAAAGGACUGAUGGGUAAAGAACAUUUCAUGUCAGGAUCUUCUGAUUGAACAUUUCUUUAAUGCAGGAGCUGCUUCCUGUGUUGGUUUAACCCUUUAAAAGCCACUGUUUACGUCACUGGAGUAUGAUACUGUAAAGACACCAGCGAUAAAUACACCUUUGUGCCCAACACCUGAAACCUCGUUUCCUCAUCACUGUCGUGCUUCCAGCCAAAGAAUUAUUCUAACAUUGAAGUUAAUAAAGUUGAUCAAACCCCA